Opisthocomus hoazin is the source of this 483-nucleotide messenger RNA. Lineage: Eukaryota; Metazoa; Chordata; Aves; Opisthocomiformes; Opisthocomidae. The record is from RefSeq and is a predicted model, not a curated record.
AUGCCGCAGAAACAUCCGCUUGCCGGUGAGUUUAGCAGCGAAAAGGGCCACACGUUCGUCGAGCAGCUGCACAAAGUCCAGUGUGUGCUGCAGGACGUGGGCUCCAGCAUCGCCACGCCGCUCUCCUCGGCCAGGGAGGCUCACUUAAAACGAACAUCCUUCAGCGAGAAGCCCAUCCUGGAGCUGGAGCAGUGGAUUGACAGUUACACCGAGCAGCUUCCUCCGCUCAGAGCCUUCAUCUUGCCCUCAGGAGGUAAAAGCAGCGCCGCUCUCCAUUUUUCCCGAGCUGUCUGCCGCAGAGCUGAGAGGUGCGUGGUUCCUUUAGUACAAGCAGGGGAAGCAGAUCCAAACGUGGCCAAAUACUUGAACAGACUGAGCGACUACCUCUUCGUCCUGGCGCGCUACGCUGCGAUGAAGGAAGGGAAGGAAGAGAAGAUAUACGUACGGCAGGAAGAGAAGAUACACAUACGGCCUCAACCCUAA